Messenger RNA from Pyricularia pennisetigena, 1485 nucleotides. RefSeq lists its product as uncharacterized. Bases 1 to 1485 code for a protein of 494 amino acids. The record is from RefSeq and is a predicted model, not a curated record. The transcript has 2 exons. NCBI's taxonomy places the organism in Eukaryota, Fungi, Ascomycota, Sordariomycetes, Magnaporthales, Pyriculariaceae.
AUGACGAUACCGAGAAUACGCAAACCUCGCACAUCGCGACGUGCCUCGGGGCUGCGAGAUAGCGACUACGAUCAUGAGAUUACGCUAGUCUCGGACGAUGACACAGCAACCAACGACCCAAAGAACACUACGAAUGGUAACGGCACCAAUCAUAGUAAUGAAAUUGGACCGAGGGGGCAAAGUUCUGAAUCGGGAGUAGGGCCUUCAGAGCGUGUGCCCACGAGGGAGCCGCUCGUUGGGAAGCAACGUAGCGGUUCUCGGACUUCUUCAUCCUCAUCAUCCCGCCGUCGCUCAGGGCAAUCAGAUACGAGUCGGGUAUCAAAAUUGCCAAUAAAAGAAUCAAACAGGAGCUCCAAAGUCGCGAAAGAGCCGACCAUACAUGUACAGCAGCCAACGCCUUUCGAAAGACCAGCUCCGGAUGCCUCACAACCCGAGAGAUCGAGCAGCAACAGAGCAGAAGAUACUGAAGCAAUUGACAUACUCUACGAAAACGAGCGCGGUGCACUCUGUUGUGGCAUACCCCUUUUCGCAUCCAAAGCAUUAGGAAACCUCGAUCCGCCAGCAUGGACCAACGUAGCACACAAACCGAGCCCAACCAACAUCCAUACAGCCCAAGUCCCGGACCCGUCAUGGACCUGGGCGUGGCCUGAGUGGCGGGUCAACCACCAAGAUGGAACGGACAAGGACGGCUGGGAGUAUUCAUUUGCAUUUUAUAAGAAGUUUUCCUGGCACGGACCCAGGUGGUGGAACUCUUUCGUCCGGAGGAGGGCAUGGAUACGCCGGCGGGUCAAGAAGGAGAUCAUGCGGGAUGCUAAUGGCGGCGAACUGCUGCAGCCCGACUACUUCACCGUCAGAUCGACGCACGAGGCCGCUGUGGCCGCCGCGGCCAAGGAAGUCGAAAGCCGGCCGAGCAGCAAGCGGGAGAGUAUCAUCAGUCAUGCAAGCGCGGCCUCGCGGACGGCUGCGAUUGCAGCCGAGAUAGCCGCUGUCGGUGGAGUGUCCAACUUAGAGAUCAGAGACGUGGACGCGCUGCUGGCCGUGCUGCGCGCCUGCCGGAUCGACAGGGAGAAGAUUGAGGCCGUGGAGAAGUUCUUGUCCAACGGUGGCGAUGACGACCUGGAACGCCUGGACGAAAAGAUGCACGACAUAAUGGCAUUUUUUGUCUUUCAGGCUUCGCGUCGCACACUCGUCGCGCGGCUGGCUGAGCUGCGUGACCGUGCGGCCGAAGAGAGUGCCAGAAACAGGACUGGCAAGGACAAGGAGGUCGGUAAGGAUGGAGGAGACAAAGUGGCUAGUCUCGACGCCGCACUGAAGCACGCCGAUGAAGAAGUCAGGAAACUGGAGUACUGGAGCGACAUCAAGGGCCUGGCGGAGAAGGGGCAGUCACGAGACGCUAUGGAUGGUGAGUGCGGCUGGGACCAUGACAGUUGGGAGGGUGUGGACAACAGCGGGCCGGCUGCGCCAGGAGAUCGUCCGCAGAAGUAG